GAUCUACCACAUUUGACGUUUGGAGUGUCAAAGUGUGAAUGCAGAAUUGCUUGUUUUGCAGGGCGCCUUCAAAUCUUUUAACAUAGCUGGUAUACAUAUGGAACUAUUAAUGAAUACUUCACGUGCUUCAGUGACAUAGUUUUUCCAAACUACAAACUCUUCUCUGCUACGCAAAAAGGAAUAGAUAGCAAAAAAAAAAACAAAAAACAAAAACAUGAAUUUUCUCAGCCGAAUAGCAUUUCGCCGGUUAGUGUGGAACAGGCCGCCAGCCUGCUGGCCAAUGGUGUCUGUUCAAAAUGUAUCGUAUUCCACAACGAAACCAUCGAAAUUGCCAGAAGCUGGAGCAAGCAGCGCGAACAAAAAAUCAAAAUCAACCCCGAAGGUAACUCUGAUCUCGGCGGACGAAUCUAUUUCGAUCGUAAACCUAGAGGAAGCUGUUAAAAUAUCGAAUCGCCGUAACUUAAAGUUGGUAAAGAUUUCGGAGCUCGACACCAAAACUCAGCGCCCAGUCUACCGCUUGAUGACCGGCUCGGAAUACAUGACUGAAGAUUUGAAGCGUAGAGAGGAAAAGAAAAAAAUCAAACAGGACGCCUCCGUCAAAGGUGACAAGCUGUUGACGAUCAGCUCUCGCAUAGCGGAACACGAUCUUGCCUCGAAGAUACAGAACGUCUUGAGAUGGCUCAACAAAUCGUAUGAGGUGCGAGUCGUGGUUACUGGCGACGGUACGGGUAACAAGGCGAAACAGGAAGAUAUCGUCCAACGGUUUGAAUCAAGCGUGAAGGACACGGGAAAGAUAGCACAGAAACGCCUGCGAGAUAAUGAUUUGCGAUUCAGCAUUCUUCCAGCCGCUAGAAAUGGAACGCAAUCGCUCAAGAAGGGACUACUGGAGGUAAAAGAUGCGAACGGGGUUGACGAAACGCAAGCAGCACGUGGUAUACAUACCCGUAGCGGUUCAACGGCGUGACAAUCACAGCGCGAGGACAGAGAGCAGUUGGCGUGCGAGAAGGGCGAGCCUAGUAUCAAGCGGUACAAGGUAGCAGGAUGCGUGGCCUUGGCACUGCUGGCAAAGUAUGCUUUCUGGGCCUAUCUACUCAGGGGCGAAAGAUGACACUUUCGGAAAAUGCAUGUAUGCGAGUGCGUGUGAGCUGUAUGAUUGAAAAAUAGCGUAAGUAAUAAAGCUAGUUCAAAUUUAGUUCAAAUCGAAAACACUGUUCAUUCGUGAUCCAAUGUACAACCAUCAGCACCGACAUAAGCAGUGGUCAUCGGUAGUGCGCUA
Molecule: messenger RNA, 1276 nt
Organism: Anopheles nili
Lineage: Eukaryota; Metazoa; Arthropoda; Insecta; Diptera; Culicidae
Gene: mIF3
Product: translation initiation factor IF-3, mitochondrial
Exons: 3
Coding region: 215-964 (249 amino acids)
Biological process (GO): mitochondrial translational initiation; ribosome disassembly
Cellular component (GO): mitochondrion
Molecular function (GO): ribosome binding; translation initiation factor activity
Source: RefSeq, a predicted model, not a curated record